Molecule: messenger RNA, 1956 nt
Organism: Symbiodinium sp. CCMP2592
Lineage: Eukaryota; Dinophyceae; Suessiales; Symbiodiniaceae
Source: the annotation of a GenBank genome assembly
AUGGCGGCUCGUGAUGGUAAUACGGACUGCACGACAGGCAUCAACGCAACCCGCGGCAUGCACCUAUCCAGGCCGCUUCCAUAUGCAGUACGGUCAGACCAGGCCUGCGGCGGUGUCAGUAUUCCAGAUCUUCCCAUGACUGCCCUUCCAGACAAGUGCAUGGUCAAGCACUUUGUUGAUGUCAUCAUGGAUGUACCGCCACCCAACAAGCAGAUGAUCGAGUCUGUCGUCAACCAAGGAAAAUGGUCUCAAGCUCCUGCUCCGUUCUGUCCCAAGACUGUCAUGGAUGUCAAGCUUAUUACCCAAUUCGUAGUUCUCCCGCAAGACAACGGUAACAUGUGCGUCCUGAAGCAUGUGCAAGCUCCUGACGUGAAGCUGACAAGGGACGUGAUUGACAAACUUUGCUACGGAUCAGUCUAUGGCUUAAAAUGGCAAGGCCACAGCGUCUAUGACUUCAAGAAAGGGUUUCAAUGGUUUCUUGAACAGCUGGGAGGUUGGCAAUGCAGGUUCUUCGGUCUUUCUCCCACGUACGCACAUCAGCAAAAGAGCUCAGGUGGUGGUUUCCAUUUGGGAGAUCUGAGUGAAGAAGACAUCGACAAGGGGUUCGCCUUCAUCGAGCAGGAGGCGGCCCACCUCGCCAGUGAGUACAAAAGGGUUCAGUGGAUCACGAAGAACCAGAACAUCAACGCGGAUUCACCAAUCUAUCAAUGGCCCGUCGGAGUGGUUGAAAAAUCGCUUCGGGCUAUCCAAACAGAUGGUGUUCUUUCCCUGCCCAUAGAGGACUUCUACCUUAGUCUCGCAGACCUGGAAUUUGACGCGCUGCAUUUUGGCAUCAACCAAAUCAUUAAGAGCAUGACUACCCGAGCUGCAGGCAUCGUGGGUGGGCCAGGUAGCGGGAAGACGCCACUGGCAAGGAUCUUGGCUUUGUGCGCUUCUCGCUAUUGGAAACGUCAACUUUCCCUGACAUCACCGCCUUCUUUUCGCGAAGCCUCUGAAUUUGACUUCUUCCGCGGACAACCUGGCCGCAAGGAUCGCCCAGAUAUACAUGACGAUGGGCGCCUUGCUGAGGAGCCGAUUCGCAAGAUGAAAGGCUUCACAGAUGUAGGCUGCACGAUGUUGACUAAGGAACGUUGGGGGGCAGCCAAGUUCGUGCAGGGUCAGUUUCGGGUGUUUGUCUGUAACGACAACGACACCACGGCUUGGGUGGAAGCCCACAAGGACCUGGUGAUCCGCCCUGUCUUUCCCAACGACACACCUCCACCACACAUCAUGGCGGUCUUGAAGCGUGCAAACAUCUUGGUGAACAUCGGCAAGCUCCUGGUUUUCAGGGAGGCAGGCCAGCAUGAAAAGUCCGUGCCCUGUCUCUCGAUGGAAAGUCAUGUGGACUACCGCAAGCUUGAUGGACAGCAAAAGUACCACCAGUAUCUCCACGGCAAGCUUUCCAAACCUUCGUCUUACGAGAAGGACGUGGAAUGGGAGGCGAGCUAUGUGGAUGCACUCCUCAAUGGCAAAACAUUGCCAAAGCCCAAACCAACAAUCCGAAAUGCAGAUGCCGUUCGUCGUCUCUUUCGUGGUGUAAGCCCUCGUCGUGAAGUGUCGCCCCUCGCGGUCGCUGUGAAGCAAGAGUCUUUCCAGUUUCGCAGAGCUUUGACUGGUCGUCUCACCGGCCAGUGUAUCGACCUUUGCUCUCCCCCCAAGAAGGUUUCCAAGACGGCAAUUACUUCGGACGCGAAGGCGGAAAUGCCCGAAGAGGUCACUUCCAAUGCAGCAGGUGUUGUCGAUCUUCAUGCUGAGCCCGUUGGCGUCCACAGUCCCUCCCAUUCUGACCCUGUCCCUGCGGAGGCAUCGGCUGCGCUUGUCCUUUCUCCAGGCAGCCAAAUGGAUGUCGCGAGUGAUGUAGUCGACCCCAUGGACGACUUGGAGGCAGAAUUGGAAAGGUACAUGGAGGAAGACUAG